AUGAAGUUUUGUGGCUUGACCUGGGGAUCCAACCACCAUCUCCAUGUUGUGUCCAUGGGGAAAAUGCGAUCUGAGUCCCAGCCCUCCAACUUAUAAAUGAACUUUUGGAGCAUGGCCCACUCACCCGUUGAGGAUUGUUGUCUCUGUCAGGAGUUGGCAUUUGUUGGAAGAGUUUGUGAAACCUUCUCUCUGCCCAGAGCUCCGGGACCAAUGCAUCUUCCCACCACCUUAAACCACUGAGCAGUUCAGAGCCCCAGUUGCAGAAGACUUGUCCUGUUACCACCAUGAGCUCUGAAUGUGAUGUUGGUGUUUCUAAAGCCGUGGUGAACGGGUUGGCGCCAGGCAGCAAUGGGCAGGACAAAGACAUGGAUCCAACGAAAAUCUGCACUGGGAAGGGAGCGGUGACUCUCCGGGCCUCGUCUUCCUACAGGGAAGUCCCAAGCAGCAGCCCCACAAGCCCUCAGGAAACCCCACAACAUGAAAGCAAACCAGUUCUGGACUCAGAGAAUCCCUCAGCAGAUGAGUGGAGGCUCUCUUCCAAUGCUGAUGCCAAUGGAAACGCCCAGCCCUCCUCACUUGCUGCCAAGGGCUACAGAAGUGUGCAUCCCAACCUUUCUUCCGACAAGCCCCAGGAUUCAGGCCCUCUACUGAAUGAAGUUUCUUCAUCCCAUGCUGGAACGGAUUCCCAAAUCUCUGCACCAGUUAGCAAACCAUCAUCUGCCUACCCCUCUACGACAAUUGUCAAUCCUACUAUUGUGCUCUUGCAACACAAUCGAGAACAGCAGAAACGACUCAGUAGCCUUUCAGAUCCUGUCUCAGAAAGAAGAGUGGGAGAGCAGGACUUGGCACCAGCCCAGGAAAAACCCAGCUCACCUGGAAGGGCUCCUGAAAAAAAGGCAAAGGAUGACAGUAGACGGGUGGCCAAGAGCGCUCAGGACCUAAGCGAUGUUUCCAUGGAUGAAGUGGGCAUCCCACUCCGGAACACCGAGCGAUCAAAAGACUGGUACAAGACCAUGUUUAAACAGAUCCACAAGCUAAACAGAGAUGAUGAUUCAGAUCUGUACUCGCCUCGGUACUCCUUUUCUGAAGACACAAAAUCUCCCCUUUCUGUGCCUCGCUCAAAAAGUGAGAUGAGCUACAUUGACGGUGAGAAGGUGGUUAAGCGGUCGGCCACACUCCCCCUCCCAACCCGCUCUUCCUCACUCAAAUCCAGCCCAGAAAGAAACGACUGGGAGCCCCCAGAUAAGAAAGUGGAUACAAGGAAAUACCGUGCAGAGCCCAAAAGCAUUUACGAUUAUCAGCCGGGCAAGUCUUCCGUUCUGACCAACGAAAAGAUGAGUCGGGAUAUAAGCCCAGAAGAGAUAGAUUUAAAGAAUGAACCUUGGUAUAAAUUCUUUUCGGAAUUGGAGUUUGGGAAACCGCCUCCCAAAAAGAUAUGGGAUUAUACUCCUGGAGACUGCUCUAUCCUUCCUAGAGAGGAUAGAAAGACUAAUCUAGAAACAGAUCUCAACCUCUGCCCAGCAGAGUUAGAGGCAGAUUUAGAAAACACGGAGACGCUUAAUAAAGCACCCGGGGCAAACUUGUCACAGAGCUCGACGGUCAGCCCCACUCCAGAAAUUUCUUCAGAGCUUCCUGGAUAUAUAUAUUCUUCCAACUUCCAUGCAGUGAAGAGGGAAUCCGAUGGGGCUCCCGGGGAUCUUGCUAGUUUGGAGAAUGAGAGGCAGAUCUAUAAAAGCGUCCUGGAAGGUGGAGACAUCCCUCUCCAGGGUCUGAGUGGGCUCAAGCGACCCUCCAGCUCGGCCUCCACUAAAGUGGAUCGUAAAGGUGGGAAUGCUCACAUGAUUUCUUCAUCUUCAGUUCCUAGCCGAACGGUUAGCACUAGCAAUGCGUUAGGCCCCUUGUGUAAGCACAAGAAACCCCUGUCCGCUGCGAAAGCCUGCAUUUCGGAAAUCCUUCCCUCUAAAUUCAAACCCAGGCUCUCUGCUCCCAGCGCUCUUUUGCAGGAACAGAAGAGCGUCUUACUGCCAGCAGAAAAGGCUCAGAGCUGUGAGAACCUUUGUGUUUCACUGUCUUUGAAUGAUUCCAAAAGAGGUCUCCCCCUCCGAGUGGGUGGGAGCAUCGAGAACCUGCUCACGCGCUCCCGGCGGGACUGGGACAGCAAGUCGAGCAGCACCGUGAGCCUGCAGGAGUGUGGCACCAGCGCCAGGAGGCCCUGCCCUCUCUCCAGAAGGGCCGGGUUGCAGUUCACUAUGUUCUAUCGGGACAUGCACCAGAUCAACCGAGCUGGCCUCUUCCUGGGUUCCAUCUCCUCCUCGAGCGUGCGAGAUCUUGCCUCCCACUUUGAAAGGAGCAGCCUGACAUUGGCCAGGGGUGAGCUGGGCCCCAGCCAGGAGGGCUCAGAGCACAUCCCCAAGCACACCGUCUCCUCCCGCAUCACAGCUUUUGAGCAGCUGAUCCAGCGGUCCCGGUCCAUGCCGUCCCUGGACCUGUCCGGGAGGCUGAGCAAGUCCCCCACGCCUGUACUGUCCCGGAGGGGCCUGAUCUCGGCCCGCUCGGCUGAGUCCCUCCUGGAGUCAACCAAGCUCCGUCCCAGGGAGAUGGACGGGAUGAACCCCGGGGGGCUCUACGCCUCCCCGACGUGUGGCAAUAUGGCCGAGCCCACCUUGGGCUUCAGGGGCCUCGUGCCUUCUGAGCCCCUCUCUGCCUGCUCUGACGAGCUCGACCACUGUUCAAACGUCUCCAGCGACAGCCGAGAGGGCAGCAGCGGCAGUGUCCACGGAGACUUCCCCAAGCACCGCCUCACCAAGUGCAAGGGCACCUGCCCGGCCUCGUAUACCCGCUUCACUACCAUCCGGAAGCACGAGCAGCAGCAGACCUCCAGGCAGCCUGACUGGCGCCCAGAUCUCAGAGGGGACAGGAGCACACUCCUCAGGAACAUCUACCUAAUGAGCCCCCUCCCUUUCCGGUUGAAAAAGCCCCUCCAGUACCACCCCAGGCAGCCUCCCUCUGGUGACUUCUCAGCCCCUCUGGCAGGCCAGAAGCCAGACUUUCCCAGCCAGCCCCAUCAGGACGAGACCCCCUCUAGGGGGAAGCCCUCGGUUCCCAAACGCCUGUCUUCCCGACACACCAUGGCGAGGCUGAGCCGGAUCUUGGAGCCCCCUCAGGGAAGACCUGUGGUCCCAGAGGACUGCCUGAGGGCCUUUAAUAAUGGCAACUCCAUGCCGUCCUCAGACCAUGGCCUGGACAGGAACAACAACCCACAAAGUGAACUGGGAACAUCCCUUGGAGAUUCAGAAUCACCAAGACAUUUUAUACCUGCUGAUUAUUUGGAAUCCACGGAAGAAUUUAUUCGAAGGCGCCAUGAUGAUAAAGAGAAACUUUUAGCGGACCAGAGACGACUUAAGCGUGAGCAAGAAGAGGCCGAUAUUGCAGCUCGUCGCCACACGGGCGUCAUUCCGACGCACCAUCAGUUUAUCACUAAUGAGCGCUUUGGGGACCUCCUCAAUAUAGACGAUACGGCAAAAAGGAAAUCUGGGUCAGAGAUGAGACCUGCCAGAGCCAAAUUUGACUUUAAAGCUCAGACCCUAAAGGAGCUUCCUCUGCAGAAGGGGGACAUUGUUUACAUCUAUAAGCAGAUUGAUCAGAACUGGUACGAAGGAGAGCAUCACGGCCGGGUGGGGAUCUUCCCGCGCACCUACAUCGAGCUUCUUCCUCCUGCUGAGAAGGCACAGCCCAAGAAGUUGGCACCAGUGCAGGUUUUGGAAUACGGAGAAGCCAUUGCUAAGUUCAACUUUAAUGGUGAUACACAAGUAGAAAUGUCCUUCAGAAAGGGUGAGAGGAUUGCACUGCUCCGACAGGUGGACGAGAACUGGUACGAAGGGAGGAUCCCAGGGACGUCCCGGCAAGGCAUCUUCCCCAUCACCUAUGUGGACGUGAUCAAGCGGCCACUGGUGAAAAACCCCGUGGAUUACAUCGACCUGCCUUUCUCCUCCUCCCCAAGUCGUAGUGCCACCGCGAGCCCGCAGUCCCCCGGUCACAGCCAACUCCUCAUGCCGGCCCCCUCAUCUCUGCCCCAUCCCCACCGAGCCCUGUCCCCUGAGAUGCACGCCGUCACCUCUGAAUGGAUUUCGCUGACUGUAGGGGUCCCAGGCAGGCGGUCUCUGGCCCUGACCCCACCUUUGCCUCCUCUGCCGGAGACUUCUAUCUACAACACUGACCACCUCACCUCGUGGGCAAGGCCCGGGCCCUCCCUGUCUCUCAGCCUGCCCCGUUCGAGCUGGGCAGAUCGUUCCACCCCACGCUCCCUGACGUCCCCACUGGCCCUGCCUCCCCCCCACAAAGCCUCCUCCCUGGUGCCCGGUGCCCCGGCCUCGCUGCACAUCAACGGGGACAGUGGUAUCCACGUGCCACCCUCAGGUGUCCGCCCGGAAAGCUUCUCACGGCCGCUGCCGGGGAGCUCUGAUAGGGUCAUCUCCGAGCUCAGCGACGCCUUUAGCAGCCAGGGUAAGCGGCAGCUGAGGCGAGAAGAGCGUGGACAGUGUGAGAGGAGAGCAGAGCGGGAGGCAGGUGACAGAUGCCCUGGAGCACCCAAGAUCUCUAAGAAGAGCUGCUUGCGACCUUCAGACGUGGUCAGGUGCCUGAGCGCGGAACAGAGACUCUCAGAUCUCCACGUCCCCGAGGAGAGCCGGCCCAGCAAGCCCCUGGGUAGCCCUUUUCCGGGAAGGGAGGCUGAGCAGACAGAGCCGCGUAGAGGUGGCGAGCAGGCUGAGAGGAGGGCUGCUGGGAGUGCUGUGAGCCAGCAACCUCAAGCCCAACAGCGAAGAGUCACCCCCGACAGGAGUCACACCUCACAAGAUUUAUUUAGCUACCAAGCAUUGUAUAGCUAUAUACCACAGAAUGAUGAUGAAUUGGAACUCCGAGAUGGAGAUAUUGUUGAUGUCAUGGAAAAAUGUGAUGAUGGAUGGUUUGUUGGUACUUCAAGAAGGACAAGGCAAUUUGGUACUUUUCCAGGCAACUAUGUAAAGCCUUUGUAUCUAUAAGAAGAUUGAAAACCACAGAGAUUAUUUUUAUUGGAGGAUGAAGCAUAAUUCACGAACUGGUCUCUUUAUUUAAACAUUGAGUCCGUAGGAAAACUAACGCAGUGGAUAAAGUAAGAAGCAAAAGAGAGGGACAGAGAAGUGUUGUGUCUGAAGCCUGAGCCUGUGUGAACGUACAGUGUCAGGCAGGCUGAACUGAGAAAAAAGGAAUGAGGCAAAUCUGUAUUUACUUAGCUGCUUCUGGGAGCCACUCCAAGCCUUUUCUGCCUCUCCCCCUCUUGGGUAAUCUGACCUGUAACACGGGCCAGGAUCAGUGAGGUCAGAAAUGCCUCUUGCUGCCCCAGCCUUGACCAGCUUUUGCUCAAAGGGGUCAUUUAGCCGGAAGCAGCCCUCAGAGCAUCAGGCAGACCCCUAGCCAUUCUCCAAAGGCUGUACACCCCAGCCACCCAGAGCCCCAUUUCCAAACACUGCUGGGGAUCAGCUCGGGCUGCCGAGGCCAUCCCUGGAGGCCCCCAGGCUACCCAAGACCACGUCCCUCACUCCUGGGGUACGUGGGGAAAUGGAGGCAGAACACAGAAUGCCCUGUGCAUUCAGCCCGCAUGCAGCAUUGCUCUUGACGCCCCUGGUGUUCAGACAGAAAAGAACAUGAGGUUUGCCCGUGGGAGCGGGGUGCCCGGGUCAGAUAGUUAUAUUUGUAUUUCCAGGUGAUUAAGUUAAGAAGCUCUGUAGUUAUCGAGGUCACUUGCGGUGUGCUCUUUCCCAUAUCUCUGACUUUUGUAAGUGGUCACCUUUAGCACAGUUUCAUUUAGCAGAAUGCCAUUGCUAACCUUUCUUUUCUGGAUUGUUUUUGGUCAGGGCAGUUUGGGGUUGAUGGGCCUAUUCUGACAGUACCAAGGAUGGCAUCCAGUGAAUCAUUUCACAUACGCCGGAUGCUGGGGCCACUGAUGAGCAGGAUGUGCUCCACACCUUAGCACAGACUCCCUGCAGCAGUUCAGGCACCACCCACAGUGCAGUAGCCCAGGGUCGUGAGCCCCGAUGCACCCUGGUGAGGCUUAUCUUCGAGCAGAAGGUGCCCAUGCCCCGGCCCGAAGUGCGAGGCAGUGGUUCGCCACUCCCAGGAUGUCUGUGCUUUGCGGGGCUACAUCUGAGGAGGGAGGGCCCUGUGACACCCGGGGUGCUCCAGUCACAUCUCCAUCCAGUUCAAGGAUGUUUCUCGGCCUGUCUGCUAGACCCCUUAGGAAACUAGAGAAAUGACCCACUCCCUGCCCGCCAGGAACUCAGAGGUGAUUGGAGAGGUACACACACACAAAUACUGAAUCAAGAGAGACUGUGAUAUGUGCGAAGAAGGGUAUGAGAGAGGAGGAGGAGAUUACCUUUCCCUGGAGAGACCCUAGGAAGCAUUGUCGUAUUUCUGUCUCCAUGAGCUCACUCUUGAACAACUAGGCUGCUUAGAAGAACCUUCCUCUGAGGGUAGUUUAUGGCUGGAAAUUCUUGGAACUGUUUCCAGAGUUUUCACACUCUUAUCCUCCCCACAAAUACGCAUCCAAGGUCACAAACAGGAGUAGCAAUUCUAGGUGGUAGGGUGUAUACAGGAAUCCUGGCUCUCUGCCUGUAGCUCAGAGUUGCCCCAGGACCAUUGUCCCAAAACCUAGAGUCUUUACAGGUAGGCAGAGUUUGUCUUCAGUGCCUCCGUCCCACCUUCUGUGUCUGCCAUUCAUCUACCCAUCACCUGUCCACCCCCGUACCCCCAUCAGAGAGCCUCAUUCUCUUCCUGUCCUCCUUUCAAAUCUUGGCCUCAGGAAAGAACCUGCCACUGACUCCUUCACACUGGAGUGUAAAUGACCGGUAAGAGGAAUGUGUUACUUCUUCCUGGAGACACUUGUUUUUAGCUAGGACAGAGCAGAGCCUUAACCCCAAGGGAUGAGGCAGUGGAACUAAUGGUGGUGGUAGGGGGUGAGGGUGGGGUGGAGGAGCUUCCUGGGUAGAAAGAGCCCUUUUGAUAUUCUUUAACACUCAUUGCUUUGGAAGGUCGACUUCAGCAUCCAAGGGCACUGUCUGACUCUCUGAGGGACUAUAGUACAAGUGCAUAUGCACGUGCAUUUUGCACAACAGCAUUUCACUCAUUUUUGGAACGUAAUUCUCGUAUUGGCUAAUGUGUUUCCUGGUCUUUCUUAGAUGCAAACCAUUAAUAACGACCUUAUUCUAAUAGCUUUUUGAGGGGUGCUUCUUAAGUAGGUAAUUUUGAACACCUCUUUCAAUACAGCUAGAAAAUAAAACCAAUUUGUAAAGCCACAUUUGCAUAUGAUGCCAGCCUCACGCAUUUGUAUAUCUUCAGAAACCCAGGUAUGCCUCACCAAUUUGCCCGUCUUUAAUAAAAUCAUGUUAAAAUUUGCAUCAAACUUCAGCUUCCUAUGUAUGACAGAACAAGGAACAAAGUUUCCAACUGCUCUUUUGUCCUCAAACAUUUAGUAAUAUAAAAUACCUAUUUUUAUGCUGAAAUAUUUAUACAGGUUUAUUAAUAGCAAGUGCAACUAACUGGCGCCAUGCCUUGCAACACAUUUUGAUAUAUUAGCCAUGCUUCUGGGUAAAGGCAAGCCCCCAACUACUUAUCUUUUGCAGUCUCUCUGGGAUCAGUUAAAGAAAAAAAUCAUAUGCGUAAGAAGUAGGACUGUAAAUAUGUAUAUUUAACUUUGUAUAGCCCAUGUACCUACUUUGUAUAGAAAAAUAAUUUUAAAAAUUUGAACUGAAGGGGGGUGAAAUAAGGAAGUCAUGAAGUUUUUUGCAUUUUUAUUUAAAUGAAGGAAUUCCAAAUAACUCACCUGCAGAUUUUUAGCACAAAAAUAGCCAUUGUAAAGUGUUAAAAUUUUAAAUAAUCAUUCUUUCUGGGAGAGAAGGUAAUUGUGAUCUCAGUUACAGGUUUUUUAUUUUGGUUUUGAUUUUUUUUUUGGUUUUUUUUUUGUUUGUUUGUUUUUUGGCUGUCUUAUUUAUCUACAGUAGUAUUAAGUUCUUUUGCUAGAAUAAGUUACUACAAAGAAGAUUAUAUUCUGAAAGAAAAAUAACUGACAUUAUAUAUAACCAAUUAAUUUAAAGUGUUGCCAUUUACACACCAAGAGCAUGUACUAUGCAGACACAGAUUUUUCCAUUCAUUUAUUUUUCUUUAUUGCGGUGGAUUGAUUUGAUAAAUGGAUGUGUUGAAUUACUACAUUUGCUGUACAUAUUAUUUAAUAAACUUUAUUCAGAAUUGCGUGGCA
Lynx canadensis (Canada lynx) is the source of this 8287-nucleotide messenger RNA. RefSeq names its product sorbin and SH3 domain containing 1 (gene SORBS1). Gene Ontology annotation, cellular component: cytoplasm; nucleus; cell-substrate junction. The transcript has 30 exons. The coding region runs from base 285 to 5039 and encodes 1584 amino acids. Gene Ontology annotation, biological process: cell-substrate adhesion. NCBI's taxonomy places the organism in Eukaryota, Metazoa, Chordata, Mammalia, Carnivora, Felidae. The record is from RefSeq and is a predicted model, not a curated record. Gene Ontology annotation, molecular function: protein binding.